GUGCUAGGGCUGCCUAUAAAGCUGAUAUGGAACCCGGCAAGUCUUGCAUUCACCAGCCCGUGGUGUGCAUUGCUACGAUGUCUGACAGCACCGUCAUUGGAUUCGUCCUCAUUGCUCGUCACGGCGACCGCCACGAAAAUUUCCAGAACCCAGAUACUUUCGCGGUAUCUCAGACAGCCAUUACACCGCUGGGAAAGCAGCUCAGCAAUUUCCUGCGAUCUGUGUACCUCGACCGAAGCUUGCCCUCGUACAUCGCAGGUAUCUCGCCUUCCACUUCAAUCUUCAACAGCACUGGUCAGGUUGCAGUGUACGCCGACAACGACUUCCCGAAUGACACGGUCAUCCUGGAUAGUACCGCGGCUCUAACGCAGGGCCUCUGGCCAGCGACGCCUCUGCAGAACAUCACCCUGGCUAAUGGCACGACCAUCGUCAAUCCACUGGGAGGGUACAAAUAUGUCCCAGUCAACGGAAUCAACCCUGAUGAGAAUGUCUCCCCUAAAGGGACGACGGACUGUACGACCUUCCUUAACUGCGCACAAGUCCUGUACAACUGGACGUUGUUUCAAGAAGUGUCUACAAAUGCCUCGGCGUUUUUCGCAGCACUUCCACCAUAUGUUGGAGGCCGGCCGAUCGAGCUUGAGAAUGCCUGGAAUAUCUUUGACUACAUGAACUUUCAAGCUUCAAGACGUUCACAACGCAACCGGCUCGAUGCCUCGUGUGCCUCCCCUGCCCCAAAGCACGAGGCACGAUAA
Molecule: messenger RNA, 752 nt
Organism: Rhodofomes roseus
Lineage: Eukaryota; Fungi; Basidiomycota; Agaricomycetes; Polyporales; Fomitopsidaceae
Exons: 7
Coding region: 27-752 (241 amino acids)
Source: RefSeq, a predicted model, not a curated record